GAAGAAUGUAAAUGCACUUUUGUUUUACAUUUACCCUAUUUUAGUUCAAAAUAUGUUACAAUCCACUAAAGUCUAGAUUUAAACAAAAAAUUACCUCCCAACUGAACAGUUUUUGUCAAUCAUUGAAAACAUUUUGAUAUGAAUGAAUUAGUUGAAUGAUUUCAUGAUCACUUUUGUUUAACAAGAAACAUAAAAUACAUGGAUUUGGAUCCUAUACCUCUUGCUUAUCAUGUAAUUGCCGGUAUCGUUGAUAUAAGUGGAACAAUAUGCAAUAUAUUCACACUGAUUUUUAUAUCAUUCACGCAUUUAGGCUCACGAACUGCUACAAUACUCUUUCGUACACAGUGUAGUUUUGAUGGGUUAACAUGCUUUUUCGCAGCUAUCUCAUUAUUUUCUUCACCUCAUAUUACUAAUUUCACUGGUUGGUUUGCUGUAUUCAUUUGUCAUGUAUGGAUUUCAGAGUAUUUUUUCAAGUUUAUCGAAUUAUUAAAUGUAUCCAAUUUAAUGUGGAUUAGUAUUGAUCGACUUUUUGCUGUUUAUCUAAGAUCAAGUUAUAAAACUUUUCAAAAAAUUGAACCAUUUAUCUGUUAUACAUUUAUAUUAUGUCAUGCAAUAAUCACUCCUUUACCGGUAGUAUUUACAGUAAAUUAUACGAAUGGGACUUGUACACGCAAAGGAGAAAAUACUAAUCCAGCAUACGAACAAUUUUCUGUUUAUUCCUGGUUAAUAUUUGCUUACUUAAUCCCAUCAAUUACAAUGGUCAUUUGUUAUUCUCAUGUAUAUUAUUUCAUUCAAAAAUCACUCGCACAAUCUCGAUCUACUCAACAGGAAACAUACACUACUGAAAUCAUAAAACAAUCCAUGAAUACUGUGAAAUCAUCACAACAAAAAUGCUCAUCAUCAUCAAUAUCAUCAGCAGUAUCAACCUCUUCGUCAAUUAGUCAAAUCAAAUCAGUUCUCUUAAGUAUUACAAUUAUGUGUACCUUAUUUGUUUUAAGUCAUUCUUAUUAUCAUAUCUAUUCACUAGCUGGUUUAUAUGGAGCAAUACAAUAUGAGACAAUAUCAAUACAAAGACGAUUAGCAGUAUUUUUUACAGUCAUUAAAAGUUCUUUAAAUCCAGUAAUUUUGCUUGUUUCAAGUCAACAAUUAAGAAAAAAACUUAUUAAAGCCUAUUACAAGUUCAGUUAUCGAAUGAAAUUAUCAAAAAAAUUUUAUCCAUCUGCAAAUACAAUUGAAACAAGUAUGAAGUCUAAUGAUAAUCAAGAUUAAAGUUAAGGUAAAUGAACUGAGAAACGGUAAUUAGCAUUAUUCAUUUCUCCAUCAUAAUUAGUUUCUAAAUUUCUUCUACUUCAAACAGUUUGUUUUAAUACUAACAUUACUAUUGAAACUACUGAAUUCAGUAAAGGCAAAACUAACGUUCCUUUGAUAUUUUCCAGGACUAAUGUUUCUACCUGAUAGACUAGAAGAUUUUUGAAGCGUAAAAGAUGAAAACAAUUUUUGAUUCAUCCUAUAAUUUGUUAGAAUUAUACUUGAAUUAUUUUUAUGUCUGUAUCGAGUUGUUUUAAACGUAUGUUUUUGAAAUAUUUCCAAGGUCAUCACCAUUGGUCACUUUGCUCUUAUCAAACUUAGUUUCUCAUCAUUAUGCACAAUAUCUAAGUUUAAAAUAAGUUUAUAGAACUAUUGAUAAGAUAUGUGACUCAUUCACAAUACCGUUCUAUAUUUUGAAUUGUAAAGUAGUUGUUGUUGUACAGUAUCUUGAUUUUAGAUGUACUCAUACAUUAUUCGAAAGUAAUGGAGCUAAGAUUUAUACACACUUUCUAAUACAGAACUCAAAUUACAUUAACCUCGAUCCUACUGACUUCAUGAGUUCCAAGUCAAGCAAAAUGUGAUCUCACCCUCUUGACUACAACCGAAUAAUGUCAUUCUUUCGAAAAAAUUAGUUCCUUUUGAGAUUUAUGGAUACAGUAAUUAAAGACCACAGUUUAAAUAAAAAAUGAUACAUUUUC
Heterobilharzia americana is the source of this 2006-nucleotide messenger RNA. The record is from the annotation of a GenBank genome assembly. Lineage: Eukaryota; Metazoa; Platyhelminthes; Trematoda; Strigeidida; Schistosomatidae.